AUGGUCUGCACCGGCAUCCAGCCUUCACUCCGGAGGCUGGUGCUUGAUGCUAGCCGGACGCGCGAGAUCCCAUAUUUUCUCCUACCAUCGAUCUCCUCCCGACCCUUCUCCUCGAGUCAUACCCAGAGAUCACGGAUUGGUCGCGAAGCAAUAGCGAUACCUCCGGAAGUCACUCUAAAGUUUUUCGAUCUGCCAAAGGGAAUAUCAAGAAGCAGGAAUCCAGACACGGCCAAUACUGCAGUUGAAGUGACGGGGCCUCUAGGUCAACUCACUGUCCCUCUACCACCCUAUGUAGCCACAUCACAGGAAGAUGAGGGAAAGAAACUUGUAAUCAAUGUUGAGGAUCCGCUUGAAAAACACCAGCGGUCGAUGUGGGGGACGAUGCGCACUCUCGUACAAAAUAGCGUGGCUGGUGUGUCCGAAGGUCAUGUCUGCAUCCUCCGCCUAGUGGGCGUCGGCUACCGAGCCACGAUUGAAACGACCGCGAUCACCAAGAAGCCCGAAUAUCCGGGCCAGAAAUUCGUGAAUCUUAAGCUGGGGUUCGCACAUCCAGUAGAGAUGCCUGUUCCGCUGGGGGUGACGGCCAGUGUUCCACAACCGACUCGAAUUCUGUUAGAGGGCUGUGACAAACAAGUCGUCACACAGUUCGCUGCUGACAUCCGUCGAUGGCGAAAACCCGAACCUUACAAGGGAAAGGGUAUCUUUGUGAACGACGAAACUAUCAAGCUGAAGGGCAAGAAAGCUAAAUAG
Exophiala bonariae is the source of this 750-nucleotide messenger RNA. RefSeq lists its product as uncharacterized. Bases 1 to 750 code for a protein of 249 amino acids. NCBI's taxonomy places the organism in Eukaryota, Fungi, Ascomycota, Eurotiomycetes, Chaetothyriales, Herpotrichiellaceae. Gene Ontology annotation, biological process: translation. Gene Ontology annotation, cellular component: mitochondrial large ribosomal subunit; ribosome. The transcript is spliced from 3 exons. The record is from RefSeq and is a predicted model, not a curated record. Gene Ontology annotation, molecular function: structural constituent of ribosome; rRNA binding.